Phyllostomus hastatus (greater spear-nosed bat) is the source of this 2058-nucleotide messenger RNA. RefSeq names its product DnaJ heat shock protein family (Hsp40) member C5 beta (gene DNAJC5B). Lineage: Eukaryota; Metazoa; Chordata; Mammalia; Chiroptera; Phyllostomidae. The record is from RefSeq and is a predicted model, not a curated record. The transcript is spliced from 6 exons. The coding region runs from base 258 to 857 and encodes 199 amino acids.
CAAUAUCCAGCCCAGGCUCAAUCUGGCUACUGAGAAGAAGGUAACAGGAGUUGCAGCUAUUGAUAUAUUAGAGGUGGGACUCUACCUGACAGAGUUAGAAGGAAUCAGCCAGCCAUGCCUCCAGUUCAGAGGGAUAACCAAUUGGCUGAUAGAGUAACAAAUGAAAAGUAACUUGACUCCAUUGACCUGCUUAACUCUGCAUGGGAACAAUGGAAAGGAACAGCUGCUUGCUUUGAAACAGUGGAACAGCCGAGAAAAUGGCAUGUGAUACCCCUACCCAAAGACAGCGGACUAUGUCGACCUCUGGAGAAGCUCUAUAUGAAGUUCUUGGUCUGCAUAAGGGAGCAUCAAAUGAAGAAAUUAAGAAAACCUACAGAAAGUUGGCCUUGAAACACCAUCCAGACAAGAAUCCAGAUGAUCCAGCUGCUGCUGAGAAGUUCAAAGAAAUCAACAAUGCCCACACAAUACUUACUGACAUAUCAAAGAGAAACAUAUAUGACAAGUAUGGAUCGUUGGGACUCUAUGUGGCUGAGCAAUUUGGAGAUGAAAAUGUUAAUACCUACUUUAUGCUGUCAAGCUGGUGGGCAAAGACCCUGUUUGUCAUUAUUGGCCUCUUGACCGGCUGCUAUUUUUGCUGUUGUCUGUGCUGCUGUUGCAACUGCUGCUGUGGACAUUGCCGGCCCAAAUCAUCAGUGCCAGAAGAGGACUUCUAUGUGUCCCCAGAGGACCUUGAGGAGCAGAUCAAGACUGACAUGGAAAGAGAUUUGGACUUUCCAGUUGUUCUCCAGCCUACAAAUGCAAAUGAGAAAACACAGCUUAUCAGAGAAGGAGCUCGAAGUUAUUGCACAGACUCUUAAUACUGAGCCCUUGGAGGGUCCACAGCACUUCCUCUUGGUUCAACCAUGUCUCCAGAUGGUCAUGGGGAGAGGAUAUGGGGCAUGGGAUGCUGUGAACUUUUCCACAUUUGUACUUUAUUUUUAGGCUAGGGAAAGAUAACUUUCCCUACAUAACUUUCCCAGUACGCAGACUUACUCUUUGAGUAGAAUUCCUAAUGAAACAUUCCAUUUCAGCAAAUAAAGGCCUGAAGAAUUGUUUUAUGCUUCUUGCAUGAGGUAAGACAGUGGCACUGGGCAGGCUUUGUGAGCCUGCCCUUUAUGUGAGCCAGACCUCACUCCUUACAUACUAAAAUAGUAUUCCAAAACAGAGGCUGCUUUUCAUCCAUGUAACUAAAUGCAAUAAUCAUAUCUGCCAUAAAUAUCAUCAGCAUAAUAUACAUUAGAAUUUAGGAGGCAUGUUUCAUGUGUAGAGAUUUUUCCUUGUCAAUAUUCAAUAUGGCUACAGAAAUAUUUCAAGGGGCAGAAAGAAAUUAUUAAGUAAAAAAAAAAACAUAUUGUUUUAAAGCAUAUUUUUGAAAGAUUAAAAGUUUUAAUUUACUGAAACUGACAAGUAAAACCAGAAAGAAACACGUUUCUUGUGUGCUUUUAGAUGUGCAUAAAAAAAACAAAAACAAAAACCCCAAAUUGGUUAAAUGUUAUAAAUGAUCCAGAAAAUCAUUCUGAGCCCAAAUUAGUCCCAAACAAUGUGUUGACAAUUUUUAAGCAAAAAUAAUUUCUGUACAACUGACCUAGAUUAGCUUGACUAAAGAAAAAACAAACAAACAAACAAACCAUGAGGUAAAGGGUAGAAUUCUAAAUUCUAUAGCCUAAAUUGAGAGGCAUAUCAUUUAUCCCAUUUUUGGUGGGAUUAAUUACAUUGGCCAGAAAAUGUUUAUCUUCAUGCAUGUUAAACAUUUAACCUUAGAGGUCAUCUUUGCAUUUAUUUAUUUGAUCCUAAUAUUCAUUAUGUGGUGGAAUCAAUGUGCUAUUUCUGAAUAGUACAACAACAAGAGUGCUUGUUUUUCCAGGUCUUUCUUAGAUCCUUAUAUAACAUUGCAUUUUUCAAGAUCUUGUUAUGUUUUAUAUGAUAUUAUGAAAUGCCAUUUUCUUUUUUCUUUCUCUCUUAUUCCCCUACCACCAAAUUAUAGUUAAUUGAGAUAAAUAUACUUUGUGGAAGUUGGUG